This is a messenger RNA of Silurus meridionalis, 1911 nucleotides long. RefSeq names its product SET nuclear proto-oncogene a (gene seta). Gene Ontology annotation, molecular function: histone binding; chromatin binding. The record is from RefSeq and is a predicted model, not a curated record. Gene Ontology annotation, biological process: nucleosome assembly. The transcript has 10 exons. Bases 485 to 1231 code for a protein of 248 amino acids. Gene Ontology annotation, cellular component: chromatin; nucleus. Lineage: Eukaryota; Metazoa; Chordata; Actinopteri; Siluriformes; Siluridae.
CCCCCCUUGUUUGUGCGCGCUCUCUCCGAAAGAAUAACGCGUGAGUGUAGUCCUUGUGCUUACAAGAAGUGGAAGCGCGCGUGCGCGUAUUAGCGUUUCCUCGCAGUAAGUUGGGGAGCGCGACACAUUUCAGUGUAAAGGAAGGUUUCCUGUCUUUACGAAGUUCAGAAAAAUAACAGUUAACUUUCCAGUCGUAAGUAGCGCAAACAUGUCCGCCCCAUCAGCUAAAGUGAGUAAAAAGGAGCAGAACUCGAACCACGACGGAUCGGACGAGACUUCUGAUAAUCUUUCUCACAAGGGCGAAUCAGCUGGACAAAUCGUCGCGGCAAUACGCUACUUUAUUGUUUUAGGGAGAGGGGACGCAGACCGGGUAUCUUCUUUCUGCACAUUUAAACCACGCGGCCCGAGUAGCAGGAAGCGGCGUCUAUCCUCUCGGACACGAAUUGUAGCUGCUACAGCGUACUUCUAGCUGAGGAGCUGCGUUAUGGAUCACGUAUAUCAGUCCACGCUGCAAAAAAAAGAACAACAGGAAGCUAUUGAACAUAUCGAUGAAGUACAGAAUGAAAUUGACAGACUGAAUGAACAGGCCAGUGAGGAAAUCCUCAAAGUCGAGCAAAAAUAUAACAAGCUUCGCCAGCCAUUCUUUCAGAAGAGGUCAGAGCUCAUUGCCAAAAUCCCCAACUUUUGGGUAACUACAUUUGUGAAUCACCCACAAGUCUCUGCUCUCCUUGGUGAGGAGGACGAAGAAGCACUUCACUAUCUGACCAGAGUGGAAGUAACAGAAUUUGAAGACAUCAAAUCAGGCUACAGAAUAGAUUUUUACUUUGAUGAAAACAUGUAUUUUGACAACAAAGUCCUAUCCAAAGAAAUUCAUCUGAAUGAAAGUGGAGACCCAACUCCAAAGUCAACAGAGAUCAAAUGGAAACCAGGAAAGGACCUUACAAAUCGUUCCAGUCAAACUCAAAGUAAAGCGGGCAAGAAGAGGCAACACGAAGAGCCUGAGAGCUUUUUCACCUGGUUUACUGAUCACUCUGAUUCAGGAGCAGAUGAGUUGGGGGAGGUCAUAAAGGAUGACAUCUGGCCCAAUCCUCUUCAAUAUUACCUUGUCCCAGAUAUGGAAGAUGAGGAAGGAGAGGGAGAAGAUGAAGAUGAGGAAGGUCUAGAAGACAUAGAUGAAGAGGGAGAAGAUGAUGAUGAGGAUGAUGGAGAGGAUGAUGGAGAAGAUGACUAAACAGAAAAGUUGAGCAACUGUCACUGUCUCCUAAAACCCAUCUGCUUUGUUGGUGGUUUUCAGGAGAGAAAUGCUUUUCUUUCUUUUUUUUUUUUUUUUAACAACCCCCUUAUUUUUAUUUUAAUUUUUUGUUGUUGUGCUUCAUCUCCUGUCCUGACAGUGUUGUGUUGAAAUCCGUCGAGGAAGAGGCUUAAUAAAUUGACUGAAAUAUACUGCCACUAUGGCAAUUAAUCUGAAUUCAAGUACAUUUUAAGGAUUACAACAAAAAGCAUAACACACUGUAAUGUAAACAGCACACUGUCUGGAGUAGACUUGCAAAACCUUUUUUUUUUUUAAUAUAAAUAUAUAAUUGUAUAUGCAUUUCAUUCUGUUUGUGUGUUGUAAAGAACAAAUGCCGUGGUGUGUAAUUCCAGCAUCCUUCUUAACAGCUUUAUUGCUCAUGGUGUUAAACUGGUUAGUGAUCUUGGGUUUUUCACCUCGUUUGUGUUUUCAGGAAACAUAAUUCGUCUCCCCUCUGAGCUUUUAAUUGUUUGAGGGCUGACCUUCAGUGAGGGAGGAAAGAGGAAUUUGAAAACCACUUUUUUUUAUUGUUUCACAAAUAUUCAUUUGAUUUGAAAUGCCAUUUUGAUACAAUAAAAUUCUAUAAAAACAAACCAAAAAUAAAAACCUUCCCGUGCCCA